UGACGCACAACGGCAACUCCGGAGUUGUUCAGGGGCAGGUAAACAAAAUGGCGGCUGCCUAACAACUGAACUCCUUGCAGGAGGAGGGAGGAGAGGCGAUGCUGCAUGGAGCGGAGCAACGACAACAUCAGUCAGAGGAGCCCGAGGAAUCCGAGUCGAUCCUGGCGCCUUUCAGAGACUAUGUCGAGAUGGACGAGGUCAUUGACUACAUCAGUGACAACGACCUCAUGGGAGUGGACACUUUCAUCCACAGGAUAGAUUCCACUGACGUGAUCUACCAGCCGAGGAAGAAACGGGCCAAAAUCAUCGGAAAGUACCUAAUGGGCGACCUCCUGGGAGAGGGUUCCUACGGCAAAGUCAAGGAGAUGCUGGACUCUGAGACACUGUGCAGGAGGGCCGUGAAAAUCCUCAAGAAGAAAAAGCUGAGGAGAAUCCCGAACGGGGAAGCGAAUGUGAAAAAGGAAAUCCAGUUGCUCAGGAGACUACGACACAAAAAUGUAAUCCAGUUGGUAGAUGUGCUAUAUAAUGAAGAAAAGCAAAAAAUGUAUAUGGUAAUGGAGUAUUGUGUGUGUGGAAUGCAAGAAAUGUUGGACAGCGUCACAGACAAGAAAUUCCCAGUAUUUCAAGCUCACGGGUACUUCUGCCAAUUGAUUGACGGCCUAGAAUAUUUACACAGUCAAGGAAUAGUCCAUAAAGAUAUUAAACCAGGCAACCUACUCCUAACAACGGAUGGCACUUUGAAAAUCUCGGACCUAGGAGUAGCUGAAGCAUUACACCCUUUUGCGGAGGAUGACACAUGUAGAACCAGUCAAGGGUCACCAGCAUUCCAACCUCCAGAAAUUGCAAAUGGCCUUGAUACGUUUUCGGGGUUUAAGGUGGAUAUUUGGUCUGCGGGGGUGACAUUGUACAAUAUUACAACUGGACUUUAUCCAUUUGAGGGAGAUAACAUCUACAAAUUGUUUGAAAACAUAGGGAAAGGGGAGUACACCAUUCCAGAAGAUUGUGGGCUGUUGCUGUCUGAUUUACUGCAAGGAAUGCUUGAAUAUGAUCCUGUGAAAAGAUUUUCAAUACAACAGAUCAGACAGCACAAUUGGUUUCGGAAAAAACACCCUCAGGCAGAAAAUCUUGUUCCUAUUCCUCCAAGCCCAGAGACCAAGGACAAGUGGAGAAGUAUGACAGUGGUGCCUUACCUGGAAGACUUGCAUGGUUAUAAUGAUGAAGAAGAUGAAGAUCUGUUCAAUGAAGAUGAAAUAAUUUAUACUCAGGAUUUUACAGUACCAGGACAGGUGCAGGUGCCUGAAGAAGAAAUUGAGCAAAACGGCCAAAACAAGAGCAAAGGCAGCCACAAAACAGUGUGCAUGAAUGGCACAGAGGCAGGACAGUUUAACAGCAAGGUCAAAAAUGAACGGAGGUCGAGCUCUUCUUCCAAUCCAUCCCGCAAAGCCUCCACCAGUAGCAGCAAAAUUCGGAAACUCUCUGCAUGUAAACAGCAAUGACCCAUCUGUAAACUCUGUGUGGUAUGUACUGGAGCUUCCAUUAAAUUAUAUUUGAACUGGACACUAUCUAAGUGCACACUUUAAUGUGACAGUCCAAUUGUAUAUAUAAGUUUGUUAAGGAAUAGAGACUGCAUUGAUUCAUAGUAAUCGGAAUAGGGCCAGUCAUUAGUCUCUGUGAGAUAUGACUAUAUUAGCGAACAUGACUUUCUUUACUGUCACUUCAUAGUGUGACAGAUUGCUUUAAACUAUACUUUUCCAGUUCAAACAUAAUAAAAAUUGGGUAAAAUUGAACUGUAGUUGAAUGGAAACCCAACAUGAAGUCACCAGAUGCCAUAUUCGUAUUACAGAUUUAAUAUUGUGAUAUGAUACGAUCAAGACAUUAAAGCUCCCCAAAACAAAAUGGUAGGUCACUCAUAUUUUGCGCUGGAUGAUUAUUGUCAUAUAAAUUUUGUUUAAUUAUUUAGAAAACAGCCUCUGUUUCUGUUCUUUUUGUGUGUGUGUGUAUAUAUAUAAUAUACAUACACUUGAAAGUGAUUUAUUUUUUUGUAAACAUACUAGACUUGUGAGACAGAAUGAUAUUACUUUUAUUUCAGUUCAUUUUUUAAAAAAAAUGGUAGCAAUCCCAUUCAUUUGUCACUUAAGAUCAAAUUAAGGGAAUGGGUAUAAUAUAUAUUUUACAAAACAUAUUUCGUUAUGUUUGUAACCACACCAACCCUUUUUUGUUUUUUUUAUCAAUUUCCUAUACUUUCAAUUUGCUGUACUUUGAGAACCUCUUAUGCAAAAAGAGUAUUCUUCGUAUUGAAAGAGCUGGAACGAUUUGUCAGAGCUUUUGAAGUUGGCGUUCCUUCAAAGCUCCUAAUAGCUGAUAGCCAGUCCAAUGUUGAGCUGCUUUUUAAACAAGAAUUGUGAUGUGGUGGAAUAGAUUUUAAUUUCACUGCUUGGUGGAAAACUGCUGGUUGAGAAUCACCCCACCUGAUACGCCUUAUUUAUGUUGAUGUAAAGGACAAAACAGCAGUGCAUAUAAUGGAUAGUCACUCUGCCACCGUCAGAUUUAUACCUGGUAGUGAAACGUAAAAUCUCUCCCAAUCUCAAGUAGUACUGUCAUGUACUUGCUGAGAAUUGUUCCUGCCUCAUAUAUGGUUUACGUCUGAGUCAGCUUCGGAUUCUGUCUGAGAAAAUGAACUGCAAGGAAUAUUUAGGUGGCUCAGACAGCAGUAGUGUUUCCUGCAAAGCUUCCAGGAGUAAUUUGCAACAUGCAAGAUGAAACUGAUGUCAGCCUUUUCUGCUCCUGAAGGCUUUGCAUCAACCACCCAGAAAUCUAGAUUAUUUUAUACAUGUGGUUAGUAGAUUUGACUGAUAUGUUUUGGGACUUGAAGUGUGUAACUGUAGCUCUUUGCUGGGGAUUACUCUACACUGCCAUGUUACAUAGCUUUUGUCCUCUGAAUUUUAAUUUUGUGAAACAGGAUUGUAAUUUUAAGAAUUGAACCUGUUAAAGGAGCAGUACGUUAGAUGUUUUAUGUUUUUAACAUUAAAUUUUUACAUGCUCUCCUCCCUCCUAAUGUAUUCUUUUUUAUAAAUUGGUACAGUUAUCAAAGCAUAUUCUCAAUCCAGUCUUUGCAGUUUCCAAGGAAGAACUAUCAUUCUUCUGUACUACAGCUGGUUAUAAAUGUGCAGCUGCAGUUCCCACUUUCAAACUAAGUAAAUAGCGCUGGUGCUACCCGAACAAAAUGACAUUUUAUUUUUCAUUAUUGUUUUCAUGUGUGUAGGUGCCCUUGACUGUUUGUUUGCAGUAGACUAAUAACUAGCCAUUCUGCCUCUAACCAGCCUAGACCCAGGACGUGCUGCUCCUUGAAGUUGGCAAAUAAAAGUUUUUUUAAUGAUUACUUUUGUAUGUUGAAAAAUGUAUAGCAAACCACAGUUUUGGUAGAAAAUAGUUGGUGAUUGAAAGUUCUCAGCUGCUUUGAAAACCAUAUUUGAAGACUAAAUUAAAUGGAACAUAUUUGUAAAUGAA
Molecule: messenger RNA, 3507 nt
Organism: Stegostoma tigrinum
Lineage: Eukaryota; Metazoa; Chordata; Chondrichthyes; Orectolobiformes; Stegostomatidae
Gene: stk11
Product: serine/threonine kinase 11
Exons: 9
Coding region: 99-1496 (465 amino acids)
Biological process (GO): regulation of cell growth; positive regulation of vesicle transport along microtubule; glucose homeostasis
Cellular component (GO): cytoplasm; nucleus
Molecular function (GO): ATP binding; protein serine/threonine kinase activity; protein kinase activator activity
Source: RefSeq, a predicted model, not a curated record